Molecule: messenger RNA, 1882 nt
Organism: Macadamia integrifolia
Lineage: Eukaryota; Viridiplantae; Streptophyta; Magnoliopsida; Proteales; Proteaceae
Exons: 7
Coding region: 456-1457 (333 amino acids)
Molecular function (GO): ATP binding; protein binding
Source: RefSeq, a predicted model, not a curated record
AGUCUUUUGAUUGGAUCGGAGGGGUUACACCGCCGAGCAAGGUGUUCGCUUUUACCCGAAGGGCCCCGUUCGGAAAGCUGGGCUACUUUCUUUGUGCAUUUCAUUCGCUUUCUUCAUUUUGAUUCCUCGCCGCCCUUUCCUGGACGAUGUGGAUGACUGAAAGCCUGAAAAUAAUUGUGUUAUACUUUAUGAGAGAUUCUUUGGUAUUGAAAUAGGGGAACGCGGGGUGGGCGUCUUCCCUUUUCAUCCGUACGACCCCCUCAGUUUUUAUUCAUUUAUGCUUCUUCCUCUUCUUCUCUGUGAUGAGGUUUUGGUUAGGGUUUCAGUGUUCUUCGAUUUGAAGAUGAUGAAGUUUCAUUUCUGUUUUCAUUAGGUGUUGUGAUUCUUUUAAACUGAUUUACUUACAUAGGUUUGGAAGCUCCUGAAACUCAGAUCGUUUUGUAGCUCAGAGAGAUAUGUCGAGGCCACAGGUCACGAUAACCUUGGGGCGUAGUGGUCAGGUUGUAAAGAGGCCGGGACAGGGAUCAGAGGGUGGUCGUUCUGAUCAAGUUCGACCUUCCGGGGGUAAGCGAUCGAUAAGGGAGAGACUGGGCAGUAAUGCGGACAAUCCAUCGCUAUAUAGUAACCAAUCCAGAAGUAAACGACAAAGGAGAGAAAGCAAAAAGUGGAGUUCGAGUGAUGAUGAUAUUGAUGAUGGUCAGAUUGGCAGAGAUGACCUGAGAUUUAAGUUGAUGCGGAAGAACGUGUCUAGGGGCACUAGGAGUGAUGGCGAAGGACAUAACAUGGACCUCCGUCAAAAGCUGUCUAGAACAGAACACUCUGCAAUGGUGGCUACUCAUUCAUAUCAACAUAUGCCUGAACCAAAGGCCAACGGCCUUGUGAGGCGUAUUCCCCCGACAAGGAGUGCAGACGAUUUGCACCAUAUGGAUUCAUUGAGAAAAUCUUACUCAUCAUGGGCUUUGGAUGGAUUGAGACGUAGAUCCUCAGAAAGGAUUUUAGUGACUUCUAGGGGUCUCUCUCCGCCAAGGAAUAUGGAUGGUAUCCGUCCGCCAAGGAAUAUGGAUGGUAUCCGGCAGGGGCCACCAAUGAGACCUGUUGAUGCCUCAAGACCACCUUAUAUGGGCAAAGAUAUUGUUGAUUCUUCCAGAUCUACAGGUCCUAUACAUUAUAUGAAACCUAGUGUAGCUCUUGAUCCUGCAAAACCUGUUGCACGACUCCCUCCGCCGAAUGGCAUCAUGCAGAAGCCUUCGUAUAUGGGCGAGGAACCACAUACUGUCGCCAGCCUUUUGCAUUCACUUGGUCUGGGGAAAUAUGGUAUCCUAUUUCAGGCUGAAGAAGUGGACAUGACUGCAUUGAGGCAGAUGGGGGACAAUGACCUCAAAGAGCUGGGAAUACCCAUGGGUCCAAGAAAGAAGAUUCUUCUUGCUGUCAAGCCGCCUUCCAAACGACAGCCUUGACUAGUUAAACUUAAUUUGCUACACAGAGCCACAUUCUUGCUAUGAUUGAUUACCAGAGCAAGAACCUUCAUAUCAGAUAACUGCUCACCAUUGACUUUUUUUUGAAUAUUGGAGGUGCCAAUGAGUCUACCGAGGAAUGAAGCAUUGAAUCCUUUCAGCUCCGAUGGAGGAGCUUAAAGAGCUAAAGAUUGUUGAUUCCCUGUUGAUGGAUCUAAAGAAAAUUAUGUGGAGGUUUACAAUGAGCGAAUGUUAUUGUACCUUGUUGCACUGGGUUUUUCCUCCCUUAGGCUUUAAAAUAUAGGAGGAAGAAAUUAGAUUUGUUGAUUGCUUUUCGAGAACACAAUGGAUUUACAGCUUUAGUUCAAAGAUGUGUAGAUAUGGUUGCCUCAAAUUUGUUUUAUCAUCAAGAGCAAACCUUCCCCGCA